Messenger RNA from Fundulus heteroclitus (mummichog), 3414 nucleotides. RefSeq names its product parvin, gamma (gene parvg). The record is from RefSeq and is a predicted model, not a curated record. Gene Ontology annotation, molecular function: actin binding. Gene Ontology annotation, cellular component: actin cytoskeleton; cytoplasm; focal adhesion. Gene Ontology annotation, biological process: substrate adhesion-dependent cell spreading; actin cytoskeleton organization; cell projection assembly. The transcript has 13 exons. The coding region runs from base 1406 to 2371 and encodes 321 amino acids. Lineage: Eukaryota; Metazoa; Chordata; Actinopteri; Cyprinodontiformes; Fundulidae.
AGUUUUUAAAUGACCCAAGCAGUUGUAGGACCAGUGCAUGACACCGAGCUGGCCUAUAUAGUCGGUCUUCAAAGCUAUUAAAGCUGAUGCUGCAAUGUACCUUAAAAGUGCAGUGCCUCCUUGCUGUCUCAGGAGAGUCCCGGUCUGAGGGCGUCUUCGCGCUUUUAAAGGAGUCUCAGAGGAGCUUUGGACUCCUCUCACUGCGCUCCUGAAGUCACCCCGGCCCGCCGGCGCUACCUGGAGACCUGCUAAGAUUUACAGAGCACGUCUGCUCUUGCAUUUUCUAACCACACUGAAUAAUUGAGCGAAUAGAUGAGUCAAUCUACACGGAGAUCUUACAGCAUAGCUCAGCUAUGAUUUUUUUUCUUCUUCUUCUUCUUUCGUUCAUCUCGCCUAUCAGAAAAUAAAGGGCUGGAAUCAAAAUGAAUGAGAAUUUCAUUUGAUCCGUCAUGCAUUUGAUAGGGUAGAUUUGCUUUGGCUUUUUGAGAGAGAUUGACUUUGGAACAGACAAUUCCUGCAAUUUGGGUAGGGGUAAAGGAAUUAUGGAUUUAUUUUAGGCCUUUAUUUUCUUGUCUAAUACCUUUGUUGCUAUGGUAACUCUCCACAUCUCCCAAAUUGCCCCUUCGUCUCCCUUAUGGGUGGUCUUUUUUUUCCCCUUUUCCUCAACAAUGCCUGAGCGCACACAGGUUUUUUUCCCCCCCCACCUCCUUAUUUUUGUCUGUCUCAAUCCGGCUUUCAUUUUGUCUGGGCUUUGCUGUUUCAGACGUAGAAUGGAGAAGGCUGAACACCAGAUGUCAGCAAAUUGAGCCAACCAAUCACAGAGAGAGAAGAACGAGCGGCGUCUGAAUGUUUCAGGCCUCAACAAGUCACGAUUCUUCUCCCAGUCCUUCCAGAGGGGUUUGCUUUCCAAACAAUGCAUAUAUAGCUCUCUGUUCUCACCUUACGCACGCUUGGGUUUAUUAUAAUCACAAAUGCAGAUCGUGUCACGGAACAGAAACAGCCCUAUCUAAAACGCGCUCUGCUGCAAAGCCUGCAUCUAAAGGAGGAAGUGCUACCUUCCUUCAUGCCACAUCCUCUUAGUUGUGUCUAUCUUCCUUUUUGACCUGCACGCUCCUAUCUUUUACAAUUAUGCGCUGUUGGGUCUAUUGCUUUCCUUAGAGCCUACUUUCAGAUCUGAAAGCAGCCCCUAGAACUUCUUGCCCCCGUGUUUUUGGAGGUUUGUGACGUCUUGUAGAGGAAUUUAUUUCAGCAGUACUUCCCCCCCCCACCCCACCCUCCAGUCCUGUUGUUCUUGGUCUCAGUGAGCUGAAGCUCUUCCUCACAAGGCGUUUUCGGACCCGUCCGCCUCUCUGCAGAUUCUUGCCAACAGGUCAGCAAAGAGACUGCACCGCCCAGAGGAGGAGAGAUGGAGGCCGCCGUUUUUGAAUACCAAAAAAAGGAGGACCCCCUGGAGGCGGAGUCUUUUCAGGGAGAGAAAAGGAAGCUCAUCCAGCCGACAUCUUUAAAAGACCCCAAACUGGAAAAACUAAAGGAGGCAUUGGUUGAUUGGAUCAAUACGACUUUGAAAGCAGAGCACAUUGUGAUUCAGAGCCUGGAGGAGGAUCUGUACGAUGGACUCGUACUUCAUCACCUGCUGUCCAGAUUAGGUGGCGUGAACUUACCGGUGGAGGAAAUUGCGUUGACCAGCUCCGCUCAGAUCCGUAAGCUGGAAGUGAUCCUGAAUGAGCUGGACAAGAGGCUGGGCAUGCAGGACAGCAGCCUGAUCAAAUGGGACGUCAAACUCAUCCACAACAAAGAUCUCCUGGCUACCAUUCAUCUGCUGGUUGCCAUGGUGAAAGCUUUCCAGCCUAAGCUAAAUCUGCCACAGAACGUGAAGAUUGAGGUUGUCAUAGUAGAAGUCAGCAAGAGCGGAAUCAAAUCUGAGCUGCAGACUGAGGUCCUGACAGGGGACAGCUACAGCCCUGAUACAGACUCCUCCAGCAAUCCCGAAAGGGAAGAUCCCAUUGAGCAACUGCUGAAGCUCGAGGCUAACAAGGUCAACACAGUGAAGAAGGCCAUCUUACACUUUGUCAACCAGAACAUGGCAGCCCUGGGUCUGCAGGUGGCUGAUAUGGACAAACAGUUUGCUGAUGGAGUGAUACUGCUGUUGCUGAUCGGUCAACUGGAAGGCUUCUUUAUCCCACUGGUUGAUUUCAACCUGACUCCCGUUAAUGACGCUGAGAUGCUUCAUAAUGUGACCUUAGCCCUGGAUCUUCUGAACGAUAUUGGCCUGCAGCUGCCCAGUAUUGACCCACAAGAUAUCGUCUCUCAGGAUAUUGCUGCCACCUUGAAGGUCCUUUACGCCCUGUUCAAGAAGCACAAGAGCAACUGAGGGAGAGGAUGCUGGAUGAAGACAACCCGAGUGGCGCAAAGAAGACAGAGGAAAAGUGGCAAAAACUGGAGCUUAUGUUCAUUUGACGGGUUUAAUUAAUCUAUGGCUGUAUUUCAGGUUAAAUUUUUGGGUCAUACCUAUUUAAAAAACGGAACCCUGAAUUUUAUUUUGCUUUUAUGAAUAGAUGCAUUGGAGUAUAGGCCAUGAUAGAUCAAGUUAAACCUUCUCAAAUACCAGCUGGAGCAUGCUGAAAAAGACAUAUAUGAGGUAUAACUAUCUUGUAAACUCCGGUUGAAAAGUGUAUCUGUAAAGUCGUUUUUUUCUUGAUGAAAAUAUUUCAUCUCACUGUUGUUAAAUUGAAUACUUCAAUGUUACGUUGGUGGCGGCAGCUGCGGCAGCAAAUUGCUUGAGCAUAAUUAUGUCAGAAAAGCGGCAGUGAGAGGUGUUACGUUGCGGCUCUGCACACCUGACUGAGGCUCAGAUAGGAGAGCAUGACUGAAGCAGCUGAUGGGAGCCAGACAGUUUAUGCAAAUAAAGCGCAACAUUCAGAAAACAGCCAACGUCUUGAUUGGCAUCACUGGAUAAAAAAAUGGUUUGUCCGACAGCAGAAAAGUGUCUGUUUUAUAUGUAUCCAUCACAAUUUACAGAACAGAUUUUAUUUUACUGAUUUUCGUGAUGUCCCAAAUUCUUAAAAAACAAACAACGACAAAAAAAAACCCAUAUGAUCUUGUUUUUUCCCUUUUAAGUUUUUAAAGUCUAGUUACUUUUAUAUUAAUAAAUGCCAUCAUAAUUAACAACUUGCUCUGACAUUGUAUUAUCCAUAGAAAUGAACAUGGUUUUAAAUUCUGCAGUUAAUAUAUUUAACUGUACAUGAAUGACUAACAAACUUACUGUAUUUAAAGAUAUAUUCGAGGUACAAAUUCCUGAUGUUUUCUUAACAGCAUAAAGUUGAAUAUAAACUAAUUUAUAUCAUAAAUACAGCACAUAUUUGUCCUUGGGCGUGGAUGUAGCUCAAUAAGCUUCAGUCCUUGGUGUAUUCAUUA